AUGCCUUCUCUCUCUAAAAUCGCAGCUGUGGCUGCAGGUGCUCUCACCCUCGUCGACGCCAAAGCAUGUCCCCCUCUCGGCGCCGUCUUUCCACCACCUCAAGCACCAGGCGAAAGUCCCCUCGUUCAAAAAGCUGCAGCAGCACUCAAAACCGGCCUCGAAGCCGAAAUAGCUUCUCAAUUUAACAACUCUGGUUUAUCCAUCGGUGUCAAGUCAAUUCACGAGGAGGAUCCUUUGUUUACCUACCACUUCACCCCGCCUAACCCAGGUGAAGGUUCGGAUAAGGUUGACGAAGAUACUGUUUUUCGCAUUGCGAGUGGUUCGAAGCUGUUUACGGCUCUGGCGGCGCGUGUGAAUGAGAAGAUUGACUUGCAGGCUUCUGUUUUGAAGUAUCUUCCUGAGCUUAACAAAACGGCUGGUGAUGAUGAUAUUCUGUCGCUGAAGUGGGAGGAUAUCACUGUUGGGUCGCUUGCUAGCCACCUCUCGGGUGUUGGAGUUGACAUGGCACAAGAUCUGGCAAUUGUCGGCGCCAAACCCUGGGCACCAUUCGGUCUGCCUGAUAUUCCCAAAGGCAAAGGUCCCAGCUGCUCUGGUCUCCCCGGCACGAUUCCUUGCACUAGAGAAGACCUUCUCGAGCAGGUUAACCUUCGACCUCCUGUCUACGCUCCUUUCACCAACCCCGUCUACUCAAACGUAGGCCAUGCUCUUCUUGGUCUUGUCCUUGAGGCUGCUGAAGACAUGCCUUUUGAGGACAUCAUUAAGCGAGAUAUUCUUGAUGUUGUAGGCAUGAAGAGUACCUAUGUCGAUAAGACUCCCCCUACAAAGGAUCUUUUCAUCCCUGAGAAGGAACCUACAUGGAACUCUACACUGGCCGUCUUUGACUCGUUUAGUGCUGGUGGCAUGUUCUCAUCUGUAUCUGACAUGCUUCUCCUCGCUGAAGGUAUCCUCAACAACAAGUUCCUCUCUCCAGCUGAGACCCGCAAGUGGAUGAAGCCCGAGGCCAACACUGCCUCUUGGGGCUAUCAAGUCGGUGGACCUUGGGAGAUUCUUCGAAGCGACAACAUCACCUCCGACGGCCGCCUCAUCGACAUUUACACCAAGAGUGGUGACUUGGGUCUCUACCACUCUCAGACCGUCCUCAUUCCCGACUACGAUAUUGUCAUCUCCAUCAUGUCUGGCGGUCUUGAAGCCAGCGCAAACCCCUACGUAACAAGCACGAUUCUCAGCGCCGUUAUUCAAAAUCUCCUUCCCGCUAUCGAAAAAGUUGGUCGAGAUGAAGCAAAGGAUACUUUUGCUGGAACAUACGAAGACAAGGAGACCAACUCAACCAUUGCUUUCACUCAAGACAGUGGACCUGGUUUCAAGAUCAAGAGCUGGCAGAUGCGCGGCUUCGACGUCCUCAACAACAUCGGAAACUACAACUUCAACGCCCUUGAGUCAGGCGCUUCUACGAAAACUCCCUACGUCGACGCCCGCAUGUAUCCCAGCAACCUCGCCAAAAAGGGCGAAACAGCCUGGCGCGCCGUCUUCGACAGGACCGACUCCAACACUGAUACCAAGUUUGAGAAGGAUUUGUUCUUCGAGGAUGGUACAUGCCAGACGUGGUUCCAACAGGAUCGUAUGGUGUACAACUACCUCCCCUUGGAUUUGUUUGUGUUCGUUGAGGGUGAGGAUGGUGUUAGUGAGGCUGUCAAGAGUCCUGCUUUUAACAUUACUUUGACAAAGGUGCGUCAACCUGCUGAGAAGAAGAACACGGGGGAGGGGGAGACCAAUGCUGCUGGGGUGGGGGAGCGUUUUGGAGUGGCUGGUCUUAUGGUCUUUGUGAUGGUUACCAUGAUGAAUUUGUUCUAA
Fusarium venenatum is the source of this 1851-nucleotide messenger RNA. NCBI's taxonomy places the organism in Eukaryota, Fungi, Ascomycota, Sordariomycetes, Hypocreales, Nectriaceae. The record is from RefSeq and is a predicted model, not a curated record.